CUCCCCCACCCACCCGCCCGCUACCGACCGUGGCUCCGCCUGCGCGUCGCCACGUCACCGGAGACGGGGACCGCGGGUCGGCCCCUGGACGCAUGCGCUGGGGAGGCAGUGCGCCUGUGCGGCCGCGAGCGCCACCUUCCAGGGUCGCUUCUGCGGCUUCUUUUGGUCGGGCUCGCAUGCUGCGGGGCGCGCGGCGGGCGGCUGUAGCGGGAAGCCGGCCGGAAUGGGAUGCCAGCGCACUCUGGGCAGGAAGUGCGGCUGCCAGGGAUUGCGGAGCCGGGCCGGAGGCGCAGGGCCGGCGGCGCCCUCCUUAUGACGGAGAGGACGUUGGUGGGUUGCGGCGUCGCAGCCACCGCCGCACCGCCCCGGGUGCGCGAGCAGCGGUGGCAGGGCCUCCGCCAGAGCCUCCUGAGGCCAUCCACGGCCACGUGGGCGGCUGGGUGAGUCAACCACCCUCGGGACAGAGUUGCUGGGCCUUCCGCAAGAGUUCGCACGUGCAGCGAAAGUGGCCAGGUCCCAGGGACUCAGGUGGAAUUUCAGCUCAGGUUGAUCACUCUUGCCACUUCCCAAGACUUCUUCCACCCUUCCAAUUACUCUCCUCAAUCUGCGGUGUACCCAUUCUUCAUUCCCAUACAGAACUUUAUGGCGUGCAAGAGUUUGCUGCUACAUGCUAUGAGGGGGGAAAGAAUAUACAAGAGGAAGCUUGUGAAAUCUUACAGGCCUUGUCCUUAAUUAUCUUUGUUGAAAACAAUGGCUUUGGAAUCCAACCCACUGGAGUUUGAAUUCUCACUGGGCUAGAAUUAGUUGCAUAACCUUGGGAAAGUUACUGAAACUUUCUAAGACUUAGUUUCCUAAUAAAUAAAGUCAAGUCAGAUAUGUACAAUUCCUGGCAAAGAGUGAGCUUCCAACAAGCAUGGCCAGUUUCAGAUUCCUUUGCUAAACAAUUACCAGAAUGGUGGGAAUAGCUUACGUUCAUUGAGUGAAUGUUCAUUAUAUGUCAGGCACUGUAAUUAUUUAAAUCCUCACAGCAUCUUUGUGUUUGAGUUCUGUUGCAAAAACUAGCACACAGGAGGUUAAGAAACAGAAUAACACAGCUAGUCACUGGGAGCCAGGAUUUAAACACAGGCAGUCUGGCUCCAGAGCUUGUGCUCCGGCCACCAUAAAAUACUGCCUAAUGACAUGAUGUUGCAUGAGCUUUCUGUUCUCUUUCAUUUCUGCUCUUCAACAGUCUCCUUCCUUGCUUACUGCGCUUCCUAGCACUGAGGUCUGAACUUGCAGAAUGGAGUGGUAACUACGAUGAAACAUAAGCCCAUUUAAUUUAGUAUUAAAUAUUAUUGUUUGAAGUACUUCAAGGGAACUACCUUAAAUCAUCUCUCCCAGAAGUAUGCAGAUGAAAUUUUCGAAAAUUUUUGGAAAAUGCUGCUCUAGGGUUUAGAUUCUAGACAAAAUUUGACUUUUCUACAGGGCCACCAGUAUAUAUCAGGCUCUUGGUAAACAAAACACUAUUCAAAGCUUGGAAAGGAGUGGGUAGGUUAGGGUUCAGCCCCCAUUUACCCAUCGGCCAUCCCGGGGCCUUAUCCAGUAGACUUCUACUUCUCUAUAACUGUAAGCGAUGGCCCUGUAUUUCUGCAUGACUUUUUCUAUCAGUUCAAAUUAGGUUCAGCUGCAGGUGACAUCAAGUCCAAAAUAAUAAGAACUUAAGCUAGAGGUCUGUUUUUCUCAUAUGUAUAUAUAUAUAUA
Molecule: messenger RNA, 1740 nt
Organism: Felis catus (domestic cat)
Lineage: Eukaryota; Metazoa; Chordata; Mammalia; Carnivora; Felidae
Exons: 2
Coding region: 93-782 (229 amino acids)
Source: RefSeq, a predicted model, not a curated record